AUGCUAGACAAAGGGGUAUCAGAUGAACCCCAAUCUUCUGCACUUGUGGUCCAGAAGCAUGUAGCUUCUGAACAGAAUAACAAGCGCGUAUGUUCUUACUGUGGCAAUCGUCACAGCUUCUUUACUUGCCGAAAGUUCAAAAAGGAGUAUCCCGAGGUUGAGUUUAAAUUCGGGAACUUCCAAAAACUGUACGGUGCAAGGAAGGGUCAAGACCAAGUGUCAGACUACUCCGCCUUUAUCGCUUACAUUGGCAAAAAGGGGGACGAUCUAAACAGUUCUGACACAUGGUUUAUUGAUAGUGGGUGCAGCAAUCAUAUUGCGAACUCGCGGUCGUUUUUCAAUUCCCUUUCUAAGUCACAUAAAGGGAAAGUACAGGAAUUUGGCAACUCAAUAGUUAUCAAGGGACGUGGGAACGGUGUCGCAUGUAAACACCGCGUUGAUAAUGUCGAUUUUGUGCCUGAAUCUCCUGCUAACUUACUAUCCGUGUCACAGAUGACCCGUCGUUCGGGUAAGAAUGUUUUAUUCACUCCAGAGGGUGCGUACCUUACUUCUUCCUCCCCUCAUCAGUUGGAUGAUGUGGAUAUUAUUGGUAAGCUUCACAAUGGUCUCUACCGGUUUAUUCCGGAAGAAAAGGUCGCCUUGUGGGCUAUGGACUGA
Molecule: messenger RNA, 657 nt
Organism: Huiozyma naganishii CBS 8797
Lineage: Eukaryota; Fungi; Ascomycota; Saccharomycetes; Saccharomycetales; Saccharomycetaceae
Exons: 1
Coding region: 1-657 (218 amino acids)
Source: RefSeq, a predicted model, not a curated record